Messenger RNA from Alternaria atra, 1296 nucleotides. RefSeq lists its product as uncharacterized. Gene Ontology annotation, biological process: NADP+ biosynthetic process; NAD+ metabolic process. The coding region runs from base 1 to 1296 and encodes 431 amino acids. The record is from RefSeq and is a predicted model, not a curated record. The transcript has 3 exons. NCBI's taxonomy places the organism in Eukaryota, Fungi, Ascomycota, Dothideomycetes, Pleosporales, Pleosporaceae. Gene Ontology annotation, molecular function: NAD+ kinase activity.
AUGACAUCCCGCCCUGAAAACAGUCGCCGCACCACUGCGUGUAUCGUUCAUUCUCUACUCGAGAAGCACGAUGGCUUGCCAGUAGAAAAUCACUUCCAGUCACACGAAGGUCUCGCCCAGGAAAGGCGCGUCGACAAAGACCCUACCUCUACGCGCGCCGAGCAGACAACACACUCGCGACUGUUGACCAAGAAAGAGUUGUCCGAUAUGGCAUUUGGCAUACGGGAACUCUCCAAGAAGCUCUCGCAGAUAAGGCUGAAGCUGCAUGUGAAGAACAUCUUCAUUCUGACAAAGGCGCACGACGAGGCUUUGAUCAAGAACUCGCGCGAAGUCACCGACUGGCUACUGCAGAAGGACCCAGGAUACAAAGUCUACGUCGAACAGACGCUGGAGGACAACAGCAUCUUCAACGCUGCUGGGCUGCUGAAGAAUGAAUCAUAUCAAGGGCGUCUCAAGUUUUGGACGAAUGAGAUGUGCGCUCAAAAACCCCAAACCUUUGAUAUUGUUCUGGCGCUUGGUGGUGACGGCACAGUCUUAUAUGCGUCGUGGCUGUUCCAGCACAUCGUCCCCCCAACCAUCGCUUUCUCGCUAGGCUCUCUCGGCUUCCUCACCAAAUUCGAUUUCGAGCAAUACCCGCAAUCUUUAUCUACUGCCUUCGCAGAUGGCAUCACAGUCAGCCUCCGUCUCCGCUUCGAAGCUACAGUUAUGCGAUCACAAAAACGAGACGGUGAGGGUCGGGAUCUGGUCGAAGAGCUCAUUGGAGAGGAAAUUGAUGACCACCAUACACACUACUCAGAUGGCACACAUAACAUCUUGAACGAGGUGGUUGUAGACCGAGGGCCAAGCCCUACUAUGUCGUCUAUUGAGCUGUUCGGAGACGACGAGCAUUUCACCACUGUUCAGGCUGACGGUAUCUGUGUCUCUACGCCUACCGGCUCGACUGCAUACAAUCUGGCAGCAGGCGGAUCACUCUGCCAUCCCGACAACCCCGUGGUCCUCGUUACCGCCAUCUGCGCGCAUACGCUCUCUUUCCGGCCUAUUAUCCUGCCCGAUACCAUCGUGCUCCGCUGUGGUGUACCCUAUGACGCGAGAACAAGCUCAUGGGCUAGCUUCGAUGGCAGGGAAAGGGUCGAACUCAAGCCGGGCGACUACGUCACGGUUAGUGCGAGUCGCUUCCCAUUCCCCAGUGUGCUGCCGCUAAACAAGAGGAGAACGGAUUGGAUCGACAGUAUUUCCAGGACCCUGCAGUGGAAUAGCAGGCAAAAGCAGAAGGCAUUUAAAGAGUGGAGCUCAUAG